AUGAUCAAGGUCUCAACGCUUGGAAUUGUCGCUGCAGUCGCGGUAAUGGCUACGGCAUUCGGCGUUGCCACUGCGAAUCAAGUAUCCGCCGCCUUGCAAAAAUUUUCUAGCAGCAGGAACGGGAGUGGCUCUGCAGUAGAUGACGCUGGUGUCGUGGAGGCUGGUUACCAAAUUGCUGAUGUCUCAGGGGCGCAAGCCUGCGGAGGCGUGGGCUUCGACUACUCGCGCUACUGGGUCGGCCCACUACCGGACGGGGACAAGACCAAGCUCAACUGCGUCUCCGGCUACCGCUGCCAGGCGCGAGGCUCAAGCAAACUCUUAUGGUGCAAGCAGUACGCGCUGCCGCUGAACGCCAAGUGCGGCGGCUACACGUUCUACACGCUGUUCAAGUGCGUCGACGGCACCGCAUGCAAGAUCGACCCCAUCCGUCUCGAACCGCGAUGCCUCCCGGUCGAAUGA
Phytophthora sojae is the source of this 459-nucleotide messenger RNA. RefSeq lists its product as hypothetical. NCBI's taxonomy places the organism in Eukaryota, Oomycota, Peronosporomycetes, Peronosporales, Peronosporaceae. The record is from RefSeq and is a predicted model, not a curated record. The transcript has a single exon. The coding region runs from base 1 to 459 and encodes 152 amino acids.